CUCUGAUUAGUCGACAACCAACAUUAGACAAAACCGGCAGCAUCCAUGGAACAAUUACUCAGCACAGAGGAAUGUCGAUUAAUAGCACAACGCACACUUCAAUUAAAAGAAGACGAUGACAAUUUAUUGCUAUUGGAUUGGCAACUAAAUCCAGGUGACAAGGAUUUGAUGGGCUACAUGGGUGAAUACUACAAACUGCAUUUGCAAGUGCAACAUCAAAAGUUGAAGAUCCAACAAGAGUUGCAUUACUUUGUCAAGAGUUUGCCAUACAAUAAUCCACCACAAAGAGCCGAAUGCGAGCGCAAAGGAGUUUUUCGCAAGGAAACAACUAUCUACAAGGAUAUAUUACCUAAUGUGCAGCGUUAUGCAAGUCGAAAACUAUAUCCAAAGUGCUACUACAGUCGAGAUGAUGUGAUGGUGUUGGAGGAUCUCACGCAGAAUUUUAGACACCUCAAUCCCACAGAGAGUUAUACUUUGGAUCAUUACAAGCUAGUUUUGGAGCAUUUGGCAGCACUGCAUGCAGCCAGCAUUGCCUGGGAAGAACGGGAAAAGUUCAACAUAGGUGAACGCUUUCAAAAUGUGCUCUUCGAACUAUUUCUGAGCAUCGAGAAUGAAUGGUGCCAAACGGGCUUAAAGGGCAUCGUUUUUCUGGCUUCUCGUCAUCCAAAAUAUCAAACACCGGCUGCUCAAAAGUUCAUCAAGGAGCAACUCUUCCAACUGCUGAGUCAAAGUCAGGAAUUAGUUAAAGCCUCGAGCAGCAUAAGAAAUGUGCUCUGCCAUCGCGACACUUGGGAUCGAAAUAUAUUCUUUGGUUUCGCCCAGCCCACAGAUAGCUUGCCACAAUCGUGCUGCAUAGUCGACUUUCAGUUGGCCGAAUAUUGUUCUCCGCUUCUCGAUGUGCUCUUUCUGCUCUACAUUGUGCCCACGGCAAGUCAACGACGAGAGAUCUACGAUGUCUGUUUAGAGCACUACUUCAAGUGUCUCCAAGCAGAAUUUCAACGACUUGGACUCUCAGCUGAUACAAUUAGUAGAGAUAGCUUUUUGGCCGAGUGUCAACGAACUCGUCUGGUCGCCUUGACCAUGUGGGCUUUAACGGAACCGCAGACGAAAGUCUCGGCAGAUAUCACGAAUCGCAUGCGCGCUGAGGAACCGGAUAAAUUCGACUAUUAUCUGAACUCUGAUCGUAGCGAUUUUUAUUUGCGAGUGAUAAAACUACAGCCCGGCUACGAAGAGAAGAUAAUGCUGCCCAUUGAGGAAUUAGUUGAUUACGUCAUGGAAAAAGCAUAUAAUAUACAAUAGAUUAAACAAGUAAGAAAGCUAUAGUCGAGUGUGUUCGACUGUGAGAUACCCCAAUACCCAUUUUGAAUAAA
Molecule: messenger RNA, 1370 nt
Organism: Drosophila sulfurigaster albostrigata
Lineage: Eukaryota; Metazoa; Arthropoda; Insecta; Diptera; Drosophilidae
Exons: 3
Coding region: 46-1299 (417 amino acids)
Source: RefSeq, a predicted model, not a curated record